CAACCGGCGAUAUAAAAAUACUAAUUAUUUAAUAAGAGACUACGCAAAGCACAGCUGAUCUCUGCCGCAACUUGUCCCAGUGACCAGCGUGAUAGCCCAUCCUCGCCACUGCCAACUGACUAUGGCCGCUGACCAGCAGGCUACUAUACGGACUUCGUUAGCAGCUGCUGAGUCAGAAAAUGCAUCUUCUCACCACUUGUCCCCAGCCAAAAUAAACCCGGCCCAGCCUAACCUUUCUUCCCUAACUAACCCGCCACGCCCAACCUAACCCGCCUAACCCGCCUAACCCGCCUAACCUAACCCAACGCAGGCUGCUUGUGUCUUCUUCCGUCGUCUUCUGUCAACCACCAUCAACAUCAACAUCAUCACCACCACCAGCUCAACCCGUUCAACCCAGCUCACCACAUCCACCACCACCCACAGCCCCCCCCCCCCUCUCCCAACAACUUCUACUUCUUUCUUCCCAGUGUCUCUGCCUCUACUCUUUGCUACUCCUGUACUGUGUUUCAUCUCUCCUUCCUUUGCUUUGCUGCCGUCGCUUCCCAUCCAACCAGCUUGCCAGCUAGCCAGCCCCCAGUUUCAGUCCUGUCCAGGCGCCGAGUAGUACGCCCAACAAGCUACUCACUUUCAGAGCUUCCAAUAUGCCCGCUGAAAGGCGUUCCCUGAGGUCCAACAAGUCGGACACCUCAGCUAACGGAGAGAAGCCUCGUUCCAACUCUACUUCCCAGAGCUCCAAAGAUAAGCCUGCUCCUCCUACCACUAGAUCUGCUGCUCGGGGGAAGACAACCGCGACGUCCGGCAAGAAGACACCUGCCUCCAACACUCCUAGCUCAACAUCCACCCCCAAUUCGAGCUCCAUUCCCACAUCUUCUACGAAGAACAUGGGCGCUGAAAACGAUCAGACUGCUCCCCACACCAACGGGGCCUCGGAUCCUGUCGAGAAUGGCGUCAACAAUGUGAACGGGACGGAGGACGUGGAGAUGGCAGAAGAUGAUGCCAACACCAACGGGUCUGCUACACAGCCGAAUCAAUGUGGAGGAAGAGGAGGACGAGGUGAGGGUGAUGAGGGGAUGACCGUCGUGGUGCCACCCUCCAAGGGCUCCAGGUUAUCGGGAGAACCAGAGCAGCAUCAGGCAGAUGUCACCAUGGAUGAAGCAGAGGAUGCUGGCGUGGCUGAGGUUGAGGCGCAAAUUGAUCCCAGAGAGAAGGCCUUAUCAGCUAUCAAAAGCAAUUUUACGUUGCUCGAACGUGCCGUUACUCAUUUUGAUCCCCGGUUCACAUUGCGAGUGUUGCGGUCGAUAUCGUCGAUGCGGAAACAGCUGUCUGCCGAUCUUCUUGCCCAGGCCAUUGUAGAAACAUAUCAGCCUACGGAUUCCACGGCAUCAUUCCUACUAGCUCCCAUUGGCAAGCAGUCGGCGUUCGCGGAUGCUGCCGCGGAUUCGUCAAUGGAUAUCGAUGGUGAAUCAAAGACUCCUGGAAAGGGAUCAGCUACGCACGACGUGCUUCCCGAGGUUGACAUCUAUCUGUCCAUCCUUAUUCAGAUUUAUCUGUAUGACAAGAAGCAGAUCGAGCACGGCGCAAACUUCUCCAGCAGUCUUGUUGACUUGGUGCGAUCGCACAAUCGGAGAACCUUGGAUUCUCUGGCUGCUCGCGUCUACUUUUACUACUCCCUCUUCUACGAACAACUUUCCCCGCUUCCCCCGUCUCCGGCAGCAGCCGUCAUUUCCAUCCGACAGCCACUCCUUCAGGCACUACGAACUUCUGUACUGCGAAAGGACCAAGAUAUCCAGGCAACCGUCACCACCCUCCUCCUGCGUAAUUACCUGUCCACCUCGCACAUUUCUCAAGCAGACCUUUUCGUGUCACGUUCUGAGUUCCCACCUGGAGCACCCAACAACCAGAUCGCUCGGUAUCUUUACUACCUUGGCCGGAUCCGUGCCAUCCAGUUGCAGUAUACGGAGGCUCAUGAACAUCUGAUUGGCGCCACCCGCAAAUCUCCCUCAAGCCACACCGCCGGUGGUUUCUACCAGGCGGCCAGUAAGCUCCUCGUUGUCGUCGAGCUAUUGAUGGGCGAUAUUCCCGACCGCGCGAUCUUCCGCCAACCGAACAUCGAACGAGCCAUGCAUCCUUAUUUCCUGCUCGUGCAGGCUGUCAGCAUCGGUGACCUAGACGGAUUCCUCAACAUCGUCCAGAAACACAGUUCAACUUUCCGACGAGACGGCACAUACACGCUUGUCCUACGUCUUCGACAGAAUGUCAUCAAGACGGGGAUCCGUAUGAUGUCACUGGCUUAUACGCGCAUUUCUCUUCGGGAUAUCUGUCUCCGUCUGGGAUUAGAUAGUGAGGAGUCGGCCGAAUAUAUCGUCGCCAAGGCUAUCCGUGAUGGUGUAAUCGAGGCUUCGCUGGAUCAUGAGCAUGGGUAUAUGAAGAGCAAGGAAGUGGGAGAUGUGUAUGCAACUGGAGAACCCGGUGAGGUUUUCCAUGAGCGUAUCCGGUUCUGUUUGGAUCUCCAUGACGAGAGUGUUAAGGCCAUGAGAUUCCCUAUGAACCAACAUCGGCUCGAACUGAAGAAUGCACAGGAAGCGCGGGAACGUGAGCGGGAGCUGGCCAAGGAGAUUGUCGAAGGGGACUUGGACGAUGAUGAUGCGGGCGGAGACUUUGACGCGAUCUAGUUGUUUCCUCUUCCAUUUUCUGGACUUUGAUUCUUUAUUUUUGUUUUCUUAGAAGAGGGUGAAAGUCGGCUUGAUUGAUUGAUUGAUUGACGGAUGGAUGGAUUGAACAGAUUUGAAUGGUGUGUGGUGUGGUACAUGGUAUUUAUUGAUACUGUGAUUGGUACUAUAUUUUAUUAAUCGGGGAGCGAAACAGACAAAAGCAUUAUUUCUUAGUGCUGAGAAUCUUUCAGACCCUCACUUUAACUCCUACCUACCGCUUCUUUAAGAAGCUUUCUCCUCAUUUUAUUUCAUUUUUUGUGUUUUAUUUUAACAUCCCUUUUUUUUUUUUUUUUUCUCCUUUACCGAGCCGGGGGGAAAAAAAGUCAGCGUGCCCUCCCUCUCUCUCCAUGGCGCCUCUCUCGCCCCGUCUUUUUGCGUCUCGAUGACGGGGACUGCUCGUAUAUACGGAAGAGCAGAAACCCAUGCUCCCGAGUGGACAAACGGACGGACGGACGGACUGACAACCGACUCACCGACAAGGUGGAGGCGGGCGAAAUACAUCACAGAUCGUGGUUGUUGUCUAUGUAUCCAUCUCUGUACAAUCAUUAUCGUCCGAGUGAACCAAUUAUGUAUGGCAUAUUUUGCUUUUUGCCUGGGUUCUUUUUUCCCACUUGUUCAUUCGUUCUAACAACAGAUAUUUGUAUUGCAUGUUACCUUUUAUUCUCUGUCGGUGCUGGACGUUCUCUACAUAUAUAGUUAGUUGUUACACUCAUCAGUCGUUGUCCCUAGAUUUACCUCGAAAUUGUUGGUUUAUUU
Molecule: messenger RNA, 3467 nt
Organism: Blastomyces gilchristii SLH14081
Lineage: Eukaryota; Fungi; Ascomycota; Eurotiomycetes; Onygenales; Ajellomycetaceae
Product: 26S proteasome regulatory subunit N3
Exons: 3
Coding region: 642-2672 (676 amino acids)
Biological process (GO): regulation of protein catabolic process; ubiquitin-dependent protein catabolic process
Cellular component (GO): proteasome regulatory particle, lid subcomplex; proteasome complex
Molecular function (GO): enzyme regulator activity
Source: RefSeq, a predicted model, not a curated record